CCCAUAUGGUAUGGGCUAACAUAUGGUGCUCUUUCAGGUUCACCAUGAAUUCACGACCACAUAAACAGUCGAUGUCUGAGCUCAAACUUCGGCGCUUGAACGAGCAUAUCCAGCGGCUCCGAGAUGACCUUGCACGCCCAAGGAUACGGGUCAGUGAGGCUAGCGCUAGCCUGAUCAACUACUGCAAAAAUACGAAAGAUCAUCUCGUUCCAUCUGUGUGGGGGCCAGUGGGUAAAGGCGAAGACCCUUACGCGCCACCAGCUCAGGGUUGCAAUUGCACCAUUAUGUGAAGCUUUCACUCCUUCGACCACGAACCCGACCUCGCCCACGCCGAAAGGCGCCGCACGCACUCCAGCGUCUUCCACAUUCCGGUCACCUUCAUGUCGUGAUAUCCCCUUGCACCCCUCACGAUCACUUCGCUCACAAAGUUAUUCCACCUUGCACUCCUUCCAUCCACUGCAUACGUGUUCCUGCCUGCUGUCUUAAUGGUAACUUUUUUCUACUAUUUAUUCAUGUUUGGGUUCUGCUAUACUAGCCCCAUUCUACGAAUGUUACAUUUACAUGCUGUUCCCAUAUGAUGGUUCCAUCCAGCCGAAUAAAAGAGCAGUUGAUUUGCGAUAACACUCAUAC
Messenger RNA from Cantharellus anzutake, 630 nucleotides. RefSeq names its product GGL domain-containing protein. Gene Ontology annotation, biological process: G protein-coupled receptor signaling pathway. NCBI's taxonomy places the organism in Eukaryota, Fungi, Basidiomycota, Agaricomycetes, Cantharellales, Hydnaceae. The transcript has 3 exons. Gene Ontology annotation, molecular function: G-protein beta-subunit binding. The record is from RefSeq and is a predicted model, not a curated record. Gene Ontology annotation, cellular component: heterotrimeric G-protein complex. The coding region runs from base 6 to 290 and encodes 94 amino acids.